Molecule: messenger RNA, 708 nt
Organism: Didymodactylos carnosus
Lineage: Eukaryota; Metazoa; Rotifera; Eurotatoria; Philodinida; Philodinidae
Source: the annotation of a GenBank genome assembly
AUGGCUGCAGCUGUGUCCCUGCCACCGAUUAGUUCUAAAAAUUCAAAUACAAAAACCACGAAAUAUUUAUCGCCACCACAUUCAGCUGAAAUAAAACAUAUUCGACUACAAUUAGAUCCAUUACGUUUACAUGAACCAGCUCGCACAAAAUUAUCAACACUAGAAACACAACGCAUCAUGAUUGUAUUCGAUGAUCUUGUAAGAAAAAUAGAAUUAGUAGAAUAUUUACCGAUUAUCGUGAAUAAUAUGGAUUUAUUUAAAAAUAUACUCGAUCAAAAUACAGUUGCGGAAAUUGAUCGUCACAAUCGAUUGAAAGCGGCCUAUGAAAGUGGACAUAGUUUAAAAUCAAUUUCCAAUAUGUUAAUGUCACAGCAGCAAACGGAAAAAGCUGCCUAUCACUACUAUAUUCAACAGUCAAUACGAAAUAUACUAAGGGAUAUUUUACAUAAAAAUCGAUUUGAUAUCAUUAAAGAAACAUUGUCCUCAAAUGAUUUGCUACCACCACAAAAGGAAGUUAUGAAAAUUUUGAAAACAUUAAGAGAAAGUGCAAUGGAACGUUUUUUAACCACGCCAAAUGAAGAGCGUGAAAAAGUAGAAGAACUGACAAAUUUAAAUGAUCGAUUAAUAUCAAAUGAACGAGUGAUACGAAAAUUAGAAAAAGAACUCAACGAUGCUAUACAAGAACGUGAUACAGAAGUAGGGAAAUAG